AGGAAAUUAGAAAAUGAAGAAAGCAAGCAAAGUAGCAAACGUUAGAAAGAGAGGAAAUAGAAAGAAGAAAGAGAAGCCAGAGAGGAAAAGAAGGAGAGAACCAAAAUUCGAUUUCCAUUCCCCCAUUCAAUUCAAUUCAAUUGAAGGAGAUGAAAACAAAAACUGUCCAACAAACUCAAUAAAAAUCCCUUCCCCCCCCACUCUCUCUCGCGCUCUCUCCCUCCAUAUAUAUAUAUAUGCGCGAGCGAGUGUUUGUAUUUGGAUGAGAUUCUCAGGAAGUGAGAGGGAGAGAGCGAGGGAGGUGUUUAGAGAGCGAAAUGGAGAGCUAAGCUCAGAGAGAGGGGGUUAGGGUUUGGUAGGGAAGCUUAAGGUUCGUCUGCGACGGGUGGAUCGGCGAGGAGAUCUCGAGUUCUGCAAAGUGUCCUGGACCACAAGUUGUUUAAAUGGUGUUCAGAUAUUCUCUUGAGGACUCAACAAGAAAAAUGGAAGGAGCUGGCUGUGAAUUACCAGUCACAAAUAAUGUGCAGGGUUGUGUUAUGCCACAGCUUCCCAAAUCCUAUGAUGAAGACUUUGGGAUGUCCCAGCGGAAUGGAAAGGAGAUGCAUACUCCUAUGCUAAAGAAAAAGAAACCAAUAAUUAUGGCAAGCUCUGGAGCGAAUCAGAAUGGUCAAGCACCAGACGACAGCUUCCUACCGGGCCUCACUGAUGAUGCGGCAUUAGAUGUGUUGGCCUGGAGCAGUAGAUCAGACUACCCUAAUCUAGCUUGUUUGAAUAAAAAAUUCAAGUCCCUAAUUGGCAGUGGAUACUUGUACAAAUUGAGGCGGCGGCUUCGUGUGAUUGAACACUGGGUUUAUCUAGCCUGUAUACUGAUGCCUUGGGAAGCAUUUGAUCCUUUUGGACAGCGAUGGAUGAGAUUGCCCAGGAUGCCUUGUGAUGAAUGUUUUACUUAUGCAGACAAGGAGUCUCUUGCUGUAGGGACCGAGCUACUUGUAUUUGGCCGUGAGUUGUCAGGAUUUGCAAUUUGGAUGUAUAGCUUGCUUACUCGUGAUUGGGCAAGGUGCCCUCUAAUGAAUUUGCCCCGUUGUUUGUUUGGUUCAAGCAGCCUUGGUGAAGUUGCUAUUGUAGCUGGGGGAAGUGACAAGAAUGGCCGGGUUCUAAAAUCUGCAGAGCUUUACAAUUCUGAACUGGGUGCCUGGCAAACUUUGCCAGAUAUGAAUGUGGCGCGUAAACUGUGCUCAGGCUUCUUUCUGGAUGGGAAAUUUUAUGUCAUUGGCGGCAUGUCGAGCCAUACAGCUCGUUUGACUUGUGGUGAAGAGUAUGACAUGGAGACGGGGACAUGGAGGAGGGUAGAGAACAUGUAUCCUGUUUCUGAUGCGGGUAGAGAGCCAGCUAUGUGUUCUCCUCCUCUUGUUGCUGUUGUAAAUAAUCAGCUUUAUUCUGCUGACCAAGCAACAAAUGAAGUCAAGAAAUAUGACAAGAUCAAUAACUCAUGGGCCAUCGUGAAGAGGUUGCCGGUUCGGGCGGACUCAUCUAAUGGUUGGGGACUGGCAUUUAAGGCUUGCGGGAACAGUUUAUUAGUGAUUGGAGGGCACAGGGGACCUGAAGGUGAAGUUAUUGUGCUGCACGCUUGGGAUCCAAAGGAUGGAAACCAAGACUGGAAUGUGCUUUCUGUCAGGGAGCGUGCUGGUGCUUUUGUGUACAACUGCGCGGUAAUGGGCUGUUAAUCCUGUUUUUUUUUUUUUUUGGUGUUCGUCUUUAUAAUGCAAAUCUUUGAAUUGUUGGAAAACCAAAUAAUUUUCAAUUGGGACAGCAAAGCAUGUUUUUCU
Molecule: messenger RNA, 1826 nt
Organism: Corylus avellana
Lineage: Eukaryota; Viridiplantae; Streptophyta; Magnoliopsida; Fagales; Betulaceae
Product: F-box/kelch-repeat protein At5g60570
Cellular component (GO): nucleus
Molecular function (GO): protein binding
Source: RefSeq, a predicted model, not a curated record